AUGGAUCCAAAUCACGAACAAGGUGAUGUGAAAGUGGCUGACUUUGGAGUCGCUGGGCAAUUGACGGAGACGGUUAAGAAACGCAUUACUUUUGUCGGUUCACCGUUUUGGAUGGCUCCGGAGCUAAUUAAACAAGCUAGCUAUGACUAUAAGGCUGAUAUUUGGUCGCUUGGAAUAACGGCCAUCGAGUUGGCUCAGGGCGAACCACCACAUUCCGAUUUGCAUCCGAUGCGUGUGCUAUUUCUAAUUCCUAAAAAUCCACCUCCGCAAUUAACAGGCCCACAGUGGUCGCGAACGUUUAAAGAUUUUGUGGAGCUGUGUCUAAAUAAAGAUCCAGAUAAUUAUUUCAUUAUCAGCUCUCGAACCGGCGUCUCAUCCGACAGUGACCUUGACGAAGACUCGGAUGGUGGAGGAGGAACGAACUCUUGGGACUACCCCACGGUGCGUGGAGCCGCAAGUGAAAGAAAUGAUGCUGACCAGAUUGAUGAGACUGUAAGACAGCGUGACCGACAGUCUCGACCUGCGCUUCCUGGGCGGACGCAUGUUUCUGUGAAUGACGGUGAUAGCAGUCCAGGAGGAACCAUUGUUAGGGUCAGAGGCACAACAUUAGCAACAUCUUCCGUUACUGGUGGAGGCAGCGGUGGACAAUCAAAUGCUUUUCCACCGACUACCAUAACGGUAGCCAGUCCACCAUCUAGUCCGGUAAAUCAUUUCCGUGUGUAG
Molecule: messenger RNA, 723 nt
Organism: Strongylus vulgaris
Lineage: Eukaryota; Metazoa; Nematoda; Chromadorea; Rhabditida; Strongylidae
Source: the annotation of a GenBank genome assembly